This is a messenger RNA of Fusarium verticillioides 7600, 3977 nucleotides long. RefSeq lists its product as hypothetical. The transcript is spliced from 2 exons. NCBI's taxonomy places the organism in Eukaryota, Fungi, Ascomycota, Sordariomycetes, Hypocreales, Nectriaceae. The record is from RefSeq and is a predicted model, not a curated record. The coding region runs from base 2169 to 3605 and encodes 478 amino acids.
CUGAACCACAUGGCCGUCCGUAGAACCCGGCCAUCGCGCAGACCAGUUUCAAAGCCCCCCGCCAGUUCUCUUUUCUCCAAGCUCGUGUAUCGUGAACUUCUAGGUAGCCAUUCAGUCAGUUUCCAGCCAUGGACUUGUUUAUCGAAUCUGUCUCCCGACCUCCGGGAGCUUCGAUUAACACAACAGCCAUGUGCCAGAGCAACCACAUGUGGCUUAUAUCAACGCGGUUAUGAUGGCCGGUGUGCCUAAGGUUCUCUGGCCACUCCGCUCGACAAUUCCAAUAUUGGAAAAGAUAGCACAGGAAACCAAGCCAUUGCUUUAUCCCGACCGCCUCCUUUCUCGGCCCAUUGAUCCGGCUGCCAAGUCUGCCUGGGCAUUCACAAUCGAACAAUGCCAUAGUUAUGUACAACAGGAAUAUUCACUAACAAUUCCCCGGAGGCUCCAACCAAGGUGCUCAGUGGACUCCACUCCCCCCCGAAACCAAGACACUUCUUUGGCCUCAUCAUCACGAGCAAAUCGUCGAUUGGCGACAUAUACAUGCAUGGGGUGGACGAUCCUCACUAGCCAUCUCAAGCAAGGCGUCCCUGCUGGUUAAGCGAAAACUCUCCUCAUGAGGCUUGCUGACAUUACAUGCUGCCUCUGUUAACCCUAUCUUAACUUUACAGUUAUCUCUAUGGUUACAAUGCUAACCACAACCACCUUACUCAUACCCUUUUGCUAUCACGACAAGCAGGUUUCUGCGUCUUUGUUGUGUCAUGGCUGACAUGGCGCCAAGUCUCCCGUCCACGUAGCGAUGCCAAGUUCCUGGACUGCCCUAGCUCCAAGAGGCUCCAGAGUUUGUUGGCUGCUGCUGGGCACUAAACGUCCAAGAUGCCGAUUCUUUGCGUACAAUACCAAACUUCAACGGAGUGACCGCUUUUGCAGUUUGCAUCGACGACAAGCUGCUCGUACCGUGAUUUGGUAUAGUACAGCUUCGGUUACCGUAUACUUUGCUAGGUGCAUAUUGGCAGAAUGAGUUUGGCUCGACCUGCAUCGUCGACGCUGGCUGAUGUUGUCAUCCAGCCCAAGUUGCAGUGUUUCCGCCUCUUUUGUUUACACGAGUUUCUCUCCUCUGACCCAGCUUGUUCUCCCCGCCGCUAUAGGUCACCGAGUGCUACGCAGUUCCGUUGAGAUACAGUCCCCAUUCCCACCAUUUGCUGUCUUUUACACAGAGAUAUCGCAGGUUCCCUCGUGUCCAGGUCUCAUUCUAGCUGCUCAUGCCGUCUCCCGUCUUACUAGGUUCCCCAGACUGAAUGCAGGCUGAUCUAGUGAUCAAUUGAUUAAGUGAAUGGCCAAACCAAGCUGGUCAAUAUGGCCUGGCCUUACACAACCUGACAACCUGGUAGCUUCGUCCACUGAGAAGGAAAGGAUCUUUUGUUGAGCUUGGAGGGAGGCCGACACUUCGGCCCUGUUGUUGCGGAUCUGCCUAGCUAGGGGGAGCUUUCGAAACCUUACGCAAAGCAGCUCCCAAUUGUCUUGGCCAUUAACCAACACAGUAUCGCUGACCUCCGUGCUUGAUAUUGACAUCACGUCUUGGUUCACCGUCGGCCCAGGCUCCCGCUGCAGGAAACCCAUUGCCCUUCCUGGCCGAUUGCUAGCCAGCCAGCUAGUCCUCUCGAUUGCAUCCCUCCCGCAUCACGGUUGCUCCAGUGAGCUCCAGCCACAUCCUCUGAUCCCUCUGACAGUGGUUGGACUCACAAUGCCCGUAUCACAUCCUGCCAAUAUUCGCACCCCUCCCUCAUGAUGAUUAUCGUCCCUCGCAGGUAGAGUCAGACUAAUGCAACCAAGGGUGGAGUUUGAGAAGUGAGGUCUCUUGGGUGACUUGACCUGGAAAGUUUGGAGGUUGUCAAGGCCAACUCGGCCAACCUCUCUCAUCUAAGGUAGGUUCCGGUUCGACAAGUUACAGAUAUAAGUCUGCUACCUUCUCAGGUUUUCCUUCCAUCUCUUCAACCCAUCUCAGCCUCUCUCACUUCUCGAUCAGCCUUGAUUGGAUUUGUGUAUACACAAGUAACCAACUCGUUCAGGUUACUUCUACCUUCGCUCAAUCAAAUCACCAUCGCUUGCUCAAAGCUUGCACUCGCUUUAUAACACCUUCGUUGACAUCACGAAUCCUCUCAACCUUCGUCAUCAUGAAGUUCGGUGCUGUCCUUUUGGUCUUAGCCACCUCGGCCUUGGCUAACAACGUCCGACGGGGAGGAGAUGAGUACGAGAGCCCAGGCUCUGAGAGCGGAAAGGACUACGAGACAGGCGAGAACGAGUACGGACAAGACGAAGGAUACGGAAAGAAGGGCCACUACGAGCACGAGGUUAAGGAGGUCGCUGUGACCUACACCACUACAACCGUCUGCCCUGUCACCUAUACUCAUUACAAGGAGGGAACCACCUACUGCGAGACCAAGCUCACAACCUCGACACUCGUUGUUGCUGAGACCAAGACUGUCGAUGUCACAGUCAAGGAGCCUGAUGUCACCAAGCACUACACUGAUGUUGACUACGUUACUAGAACAACAGUGUGCCCUGUGACCCAGACCAAGACUAUUGCUGGGGAGGUUAUUACCGAGGUCUACACGACCACCAGCAUCAUCUACGACAUUGUCAAGUCUACCGACUAUGAGCACGUUAAGCAGCCCGAUGUCACCAAGCAUGAGACCGAUGUCGUCUACAAGACACGAACUACUGUCUGCCCUGUGACAGUCACCAAGACCAUCGCCGGUGAGGUUGUCACUCAGACAUACACCACCACCAGCAUCAUCGAGGAGGUCGUCAAGUCCACUGACUACGAGCACGUCAAGCAACCCGACGUUACUAAGUAUGCUACUGAUGUCGAAUACGUUCAUAAGACCAAGGUCUACCCCGUCACCGUCACCAAGACCAUUGCUGGUGAGGUCGUCUGCGAGACUUACACCACCACCAAGGUCAUCGAGGAGAAGGUUGCUACAACCGAGUAUGAGCAAGUCAAGCAGCCUGAUGUGACCAAGUACGAGACCGAUGUUGUCUAUGUCACCAAGACCAAUGUCUACCCAGUCACCGUCACCAACACUAUUGCCGGCGAGGUCAUCACCAAGGUCUACACCUCUACAGAGUACGUUGUUGAGAAGGUCCACACCACUGUCUACGACCAGGUCAAGCAGCCCGAUGUUACCAAGCACGAGACAGAUAUUGUCUACCACACCAAGUACGAGGUUUAUCCCGUCACCGUCACUAAGACCGUUGAGGGCGAGGUUAUCACCAACGUUUACACUUCCACUUCCGUCAUUGUCGAAAAGGUUGUCACCACUGUGCCCGCUGUUGAGACCAUCGUCAAGACCAUUGGCAAGGGCGAGGUCGUCACUCAGUACUCCAAGGUUUACCACACCGUCGGUGGCGGUACCGUCUACGAGACUGUCGCUCCUCAGCCCACCACUGUCCAGGCUCCCGAGACCGAGGUUGUCACCCAGCCUGAGGUCACCGUCCCUGCCACUCCCACCAUUGCCCCUGAACCCGUCGCUACUGGCGCUGCCGCCGCCAACAAGGCUCCCGUCUUUGCCUUCAUGGCUGGUAUCCUCGGUGCCGUCGCUCUCAUCUAAAAAGCAUGAGUCAUUCACCUCAAAGCCCAAUAGCGCCGCCAGAUUGGUUCUUGUUUUAUUCUUUUUCACCCCUUUACUUCUCGUAAAAAUUGGUUGUCCCUGGGAGCAGGGCACAGACUAUUUAAUUCAUCGCGAGCCGUUGGAAUCGCAUACAUACACUCCUUUGCAGAACAUGGCGAGGUAGAAUUGGGAGGAUGCUUAUAUCUGGGGUAUUUAAUGUCGUGGAAGAGGGUGGUUUGUUAUUCCUUAUCUUCACUUCUAAUGUAUAUAUUAAUCUCUUGGCUUAUAUGAGGGGUAUAUGGGAGGGCACGAGAUAGUCUAAGAUAGGAUAGGAUAUGUAGUUAAUCUGAAGACGUGUUGUUGGACUGACGA